CGGGUCCCCUCGGGCCUGCCUCUGGCCCGUCUCCCGUCGCCUUUUCUACCUCUCGGCCGCUCGCUCUGCCUCCCGUGUCACGGAGACAAUGCCGCUUCAGCUCGGAGCACACACAUAUGACCAGCACAUGGAAGUGUGGUGAUUCGGACGCAUUCGUGAUUGCAACAGAUUGAAGGAAUUAGACGAGACAGAGCGGUUUCGGAGGAGGAGGAGGCAGGAGGGGGGCUCCGGGGUGAGAAAGGAGGACGCCUCUGAGCCGGGGGACGCCGGGACUCCCGCCGCUGCCAAGUAUAUCCGUAGGGAUGGAGAGAGACCGGAUCACAGCCUUGAAAAGAUCUUUUGAGGUCGAGGAGGUCGAGACGCCGAACUCCACCCCACCUCGGAGAGUCCAGACGCCCCUGCUCCGGGCCACUGUGGCCAGCUCCACCCAGAAGUUCCAGGACCUGGGUGUGAAAAACUCAGAGGCCGUGGCCCGCCAUGCAGACCCCCUGAGCCAGCGCUCCCCGAAGCCCUCCCUGCGGAGGGUGGAGCUCGCGGGGCCCAAGGCGGCCGAGCCCAUGUCGCGGCGCACCGAGCUGUCCAUCGACAUCUCGUCCAAGCAGGUGGAGAACGCCGUCCCGGGGCCGUCCCGGUUUGGGCUCAAGAGGGCCGAGGUGCUGGGCCACAAGACGCCCGAGCCAGCCCCUCGCAGGACGGAGAUCACCAUCGUCAAGCCUCAGGAGGCAGCCCACCGCAGGGUGGAGCCCCCCGCCACCAAGGUCCCCGAGGUGCCCGCCGCCCCCGCUGCAGAUGCAGUCCCCAAGAGGGUGGAGAUCCAGGUGCCCAAGCCGGCCGAGGCACCUACGUCGCCCAGCCCAGCCCAGCCCCUGGAGAAUCCCGAGCCCUCCUCGAUGUCGCAGCUGCACAGCAGGCUGGAGCCCAGGGCCCAGCCCCUCACCGCUGAGGCCCUGCCCAGAGGCCAGGAGGCCACUGAGGCGGCUCCCAGCUGUGUGGGCGAUAUGGCCGACACCCCCAGAGAUGCUGGGCUCAAGCAGGCGCCCGCACCGCGGAACGAGAAGGCCCCCGUGGACUUCGGCUACGUGGGGAUCGACUCCAUCCUGGAGCAGAUGCGCAGGAAGGCCAUGAAGCAGGGCUUCGAGUUCAACAUCAUGGUGGUCGGGCAGAGUGGCUUGGGCAAAUCCACUUUAAUCAACACCCUCUUCAAGUCCAAAAUCAGCCGGAAGUCGGUGCAGCCCACCUCGGAGGAGCGCAUCCCCAAGACCAUCGAGAUCAAGUCCAUUACGCACGAUAUCGAGGAGAAGGGCGUCCGGAUGAAGCUGACGGUGAUCGACACACCCGGGUUCGGGGACCACAUCAACAACGAGAACUGCUGGCAGCCCAUCAUGAAGUUCAUCGACGACCAGUACGAGAAGUACCUGCAGGAGGAGGUCAACAUCAACCGCAAGAAGCGCAUCCCGGACACGCGCGUCCACUGCUGCCUCUACUUCAUCCCGGCCACCGGCCACUCUCUCAGGCCCUUGGACAUCGAGUUCAUGAAGCGCCUGAGCAAGGUGGUGAACAUUGUCCCGGUCAUCGCCAAGGCCGACACGCUGACCCUGGAGGAGAGGGUCUACUUCAAACAGCGGAUCACCGCAGACCUGCUGUCCAACGGCAUCGACGUGUACCCCCAGAAGGAGUUCGACGAGGACUCGGAGGACCGGCUGGUGAAUGAUAAGUUCCGGGAGAUGAUCCCAUUCGCGGUGGUGGGCAGCGACCACGAGUACCAGGUCAACGGCAAGAGGAUCCUCGGGAGGAAGACCAAGUGGGGCACCAUCGAAGUUGAAAACACCACACACUGUGAGUUCGCCUACCUGCGGGACCUCCUCAUCAGGACGCACAUGCAGAACAUCAAGGACAUCACCAGCACCAUCCACUUCGAGGCCUACCGUGUGAAGCGCCUCAACGAGGGCAAUAGCGCUAUGUCCAACGGCAUGGUGGAGAAGGAGCCGGAAGCCCAGGAGAUGUAGACGCCUCCCGCCCCAGCCCCACCCUGUGUUUUCCGCCCCCCUUGCCCACCCACCUGCCCCGUUUUAUUUUAUAUAAAUCUCCCCAGUCGUCGAGCCCCGUUGACACGCUGCCAAGUCACAGGAGGUGCAGCCCCGUGUGUUCUCAGCCCGCUGAUGCAGGCCGGCGGGCUGGCCUGUGGCAGGCCAGGCUCCUGCCUCUGCCAGGUCUGGGAGAGGCUGGGCUAGAACCAGGAGGGCAGGACAGGAAUCUCAUCCCAGACCAGUCCUGGGAGGGUCCAGAAGAGCCACCUGUCCGUCUGACCCUCCCGCCCCAUCCAGGUUGCUUUCUCAGAGCAGGCCCUGCGCACGCAGAGGUGUCGGUAGGGCUGCAUGCUCCCCUCUGUCCCCUCUGCCAAGCUCCUGGAGUGUCUAGGGCUGUGCCCAGGGGAGGAUGGAGCGACUCAGUAGGCUGGAGCCCCUCCCACUGCCCACAUGGCUGGGCGAUCACUCAGAGAGCACCCCCACCCCACUUUCAGAAGAUACUAGAGAAUCCCAGGAACCUCAGUUGCCAGUUGCUUAGACCCAACCAGGCCCUCAGGGCACCUGCUGGCCUAAGCCGUCCUGGAGCAGAAAGUGCCUUUAUGUCAGCCGUCCACAUGAGCCAAUGGACUCUCUAGCUGGCCCGCGGGCCAGGAGCGUGACGGGGAGAGGGAGGUGUGUGUUCAUCUCCCCAUCACCCCCCGGUCACCACCUCCCGUGGGGCUGGAGAUGCCCUGAUCCGUGGGAUCCGAUUGAGGGUAAAAAGGGAGGAAAGAAAGGUGAGCCUUGCCUGCCCCGAUCUUGGGAAGGUCCCAGCAGGGAAGCUGUGGAGCUGAGGCAGGGAGGGAGGUGCUGGAAGAAAGGGUGGGGCGGGGCGUCUGGCCACGGCCCUGGUGCUCACCCGCCCGCGUGCCUGGAGCGGUGAACCUGUGUCUGCCUCGUCCUGGGUCUGCCCCGGGUGCUCAGCUCACACGAGUGCCUGGCGGCCGCCCAUCCUCAACCCUCCAGGCCCAGGCCUCGCCAGCCCCGCGACCUGGAGAGACUGGGCACACUCGCCUGCUAGAUGUCCAGUGUGUUCCUGGGCCCUUGCACCCCAGAGCCCAUUAUAAACCCCGAAGAAAGAGGGGUGAGGGUCAGGGGUGCACAGUCCACGGUGGGCUGCAGAGCAAGCGCUCAUAGCCUGCUCACCCCACAUCCUCUGCCCCACAAGGAGACUGCUGGGACUGCCCACGCCCUGCACGCUGACCAAACGUGCUCCCUUCCCUCCCGCCCCCAGCGCACACCUGGGGCGUCAGCCUGACGAGCCAGGACACAAGUGCGCUGUGCAGAGCCCGGCCUGCAGCCAAAGCGGAGAGAGUGAUGGCGAGCAGACUCGGGGUGCGUGUGUGUGCGUCAUUACAUUGGGGGUCUUCCUUCCUCCCUCCCCACCGAGCAAAGGAGGACCCUCAGCAGAUCCCUCAGCGGAACAGAUUACUUGCCGACCUGCCGUGUUUUUGCCAAAACCAAGAUUUUGCAGGAAAUGUCCGUCUCUGGGCCCAGGACCUGGGUAGGCCACCUUCCCCAGCCUGGGGCGGGGUGGGGGUGGCACUUGGCUUUCUCCCUCUAGCCGGGUCUCGAGAUUGUCACUUUUAUCCGGCUCUGUUCCGCAGUAUCCUCCGCUAUGUGCCUCCCGAGAAAUUGGUCUCUUUUGUAUAAAUAACAAAGCGUUGAAAAUGUUAUUUCCUGAAAUAAAUGUUUCAAAUGCGAACCCGGAA
Tupaia belangeri chinensis (Chinese tree shrew) is the source of this 3778-nucleotide messenger RNA. RefSeq names its product septin 9 (gene SEPTIN9). The transcript is spliced from 12 exons. NCBI's taxonomy places the organism in Eukaryota, Metazoa, Chordata, Mammalia, Scandentia, Tupaiidae. Gene Ontology annotation, molecular function: GTP binding. Bases 303 to 2006 code for a protein of 567 amino acids. The record is from RefSeq and is a predicted model, not a curated record.